Messenger RNA from Vigna unguiculata (cowpea), 906 nucleotides. RefSeq names its product mitochondrial import inner membrane translocase subunit TIM17-2 pseudogene. Lineage: Eukaryota; Viridiplantae; Streptophyta; Magnoliopsida; Fabales; Fabaceae. The record is from RefSeq and is a predicted model, not a curated record.
UAGUUAUAAGUAGCUUCACUUCAAAGAUGUUUGGAUUGCGAACAAUAGAAUAGUUGGGGAAAUCAGUAAGAAAGCCCUAGAGAGGAGAUGGGAACGCCAGAGACAUCACGGGAACCUUGUCCUGAUCGGAUCCUAGACGACAUAGGCGGCGCGUUCGGCAUGGGCGCCGUCGGUGGCUCCGCCUUCCACUUCCUCAAGGGACUCUACAACGCGCCCACGGGAGCGCGUGUGGUAGCCGCCUCGCAGGCCGUGCGCCUUAACGUGCCGCGCGUCGGUGGCAGUUUCGCCGUCUGGGGCGGCCUCUUCUCCACCUUCGACUGCACCAUGGUCUACCUCCGCCAGAAAGAGGACCCUUGGAACUCCAUUGUCGCUGGCGCCGCCACCGGCGGCUUCCUCUCCAUGCGCCAGGGUCUCCCCGCCGCCUCCCGCGCUGCCGCGUUCGGCGGCGUCCUCCUCGCUCUCAUCGAGGGCGCCGGCAUCAUGCUGAACAAGUUCCUCAGCGCGCAGCAGCCGAUGCCCAUCAUCGUCGACGACGGUUUCCCUCCCAACGAGCUACCGGGUCAGAUCCCUCCCAACGAACUACCUGGCCAGACCGCUUCUCCGCCGUCGUGGUUCGGCGGGUGGUUCGGCGACGGGAAAAAGAACGAGCCUGCGUCCAGCGGGGGAAGCGAGACCAAGGUUUUGGAGAGCUUCGAUGCGCCUCCUGUCCCCAAUUUCGAGUACAAGUGAAAAAAAGGGUUAAGAAUUAGGAUCAUUGUUUUUUGUUUAGUGUUUUAGAUUUUUAUUGUCAGUGAUUGCCUACACUUCUAUGAGCAAAUACAAGUAUAGUUUCCCUGGCUUUCUUUAUUAUGGUAUAUUGUAUAUGCAACUAAAUCGCAGAUGAUGUUAAAUGCUUUUGAUUCAAAA